This is a messenger RNA of Salmo salar (Atlantic salmon), 2197 nucleotides long. It is a transcript of the gene cplx4a, whose product is annotated as complexin 4a. Gene Ontology annotation, cellular component: SNARE complex; terminal bouton. The record is from RefSeq and is a predicted model, not a curated record. Gene Ontology annotation, biological process: regulation of neurotransmitter secretion; synaptic vesicle exocytosis; neurotransmitter transport. Lineage: Eukaryota; Metazoa; Chordata; Actinopteri; Salmoniformes; Salmonidae. Gene Ontology annotation, molecular function: syntaxin binding.
ACCAGGCCAUCUGCCUCUUAGCAUCGUGGGGCUGUAGUGAGGUUUAAUCCAGAUUACGACUGACCGUAUUUUUUGUUGUUGGUGUCUGUUCCCUAGCCGUCAGUGCAUCCUUCAUUACACACCCAAGCAGCAGCACAGGUUAGCAGACAGAAUAUACAGGUUCCCAUUGGACUUACCCGCUAGCAAUCCCAACCCAACGGUAGAAGCCAGGGAAACAUCUUGUCCUAUUUACAAUAAUAUCUAUAUAUCCUAGUACAGCAGAACUCUAUAGGGGAUCAAGAUGUUCCUAAUCAAGACCAUGAUGCCUAACCCGCUGGCUGGUUUGAAUCCUAUGGGUGGAGGAGAGGAGGAAGCGGAGGCGGCCCCUGCAGAUCCGGCCAAAGCAGCAGGGAUGACACGCGAGGAGUAUGAGGAGUACCAAAAACAGUUGGUGGAGGAGAAGAUGGAGAGAGAUGCUGACUUUUUACACAAGAAAGCUGAGAGGGCAACUCUGCGGGUGUGCCUACGAGACAAGUACAGACUCCCAAAGAGCGAGCAGGACGAUAACAUGCUUGCCAUGGCUGGAGACGACGUGGACGUACCCGAGGAGCUCCUCAAGAUGGUGGACGAGGAUGCCACAGAGGAGGAGGACAAGGACUCCAUCUUGGGUGGCAUUCAGAACCUCCAGAACAUGGACAUGGACCAGCUCAAGGAGAAGGCCUCGGCCACCGUGACGGAGAUGAAAGCCAAGGCAGAGGAGAAAUGCUCUGUCAUGUAAAUAAAAUAAAAUAGAAGAUUUCACUUCAUGAACAGCCGGUCCCAAUUCCAUCCCAGCAGAUCUGAAGGUGGAAGAAAUAUACUUAUUAAGACCAUUAGACAUGCUAACAUAGAGGUGUAAAGGAACAAGGGGGAGGGAAAGGGAGUGAUUUAGGACCGACUGUAAACAAACCGAUUAUAUAAGAGUCUCCACUCUCCACCCAGCAGACCUGGGUUUAAAAUAAGUAUCUGAGCUAUUUUAAAGCUCCUAUACUCAACUGGUGGACCGCAUCUAUUUAUUGUUAAAAAAAUAGAACUCGAUCGGGCUUCGACCCCUGGUAUCAUUUAAACACACAUAAGACGUGUAGAAUUGCAGGAAAUUAGCUAUGAAACAGCAACAAAAUUCUCUGCCCCAUGUGAAAUGUGUAGAAUUGCAUGGAAUUGGCUUUAAAACCGCAACAUUUUCUCUCCGCCAACAAGAGGGGUGUGAACAGUUUGGGGUCCAAUGGGUUGUGAGGUUGGGGUUUGUUACUACGCCGAUAAAUGACAUUAUCCAUCUGGACCUUAGCCACAUAGGAAAUUUGUUUGACCGGACCUUCUCAACUAGUACAUGAGUACCCAUGUUUUAAAGUCUCCUUUGAGUGUUUUGAUUGAGCCUGUCUGGGGAGUGCCAGAUGGACGGGCCGAGUUGGUUUGCACUUUUGGUACUAUUCCAUUGGUUCCAUAAUUGAGCCAGGUAAGCUCAAUCAAGCACAGAUGAAAGAAAACAGAUACUAUUUGAACCCAGGUCUAAGAGAGUCCUCUAUCUCCCCCUAUCAAUGAUCAAAGCUGUGAAAUCUGCUUGGCGACAUCCAAUGGUAGCAGGUCUUGCUGAAAUGGAAGUUAAUUUCCCAAACAACUUCUUUGGUGAAUCGGUUUCUGUUUUGAAGUCUCCCCUUAAUUUGCUGUUUGUAUAACUUGUAAAAGUACGUAUUUUUUGUAUGUGUGUGAAUGAAUGCUGUUUUAGAUUGUUUCUCCUCCAUUUGUGUUAUUCUCCAUGUUUCAUUUGUUAAUUAGGAAAUUAUGGCACUCAUGAUGGCCACUUUUACACUUUAUGCAACUGACAAUAUUUAGGACAGUUGCUAAAUGCAUUCUGUUGCAUAUCCUGCUCCACACACACAAUUGUAAAUCUUUGACAAUCACCUCUAUCAAUGUUUAUCCAAAACAACAAGCAUAAAACAAGCCUGUAAGAGAUAAAUACUUGCAGUUUUGCACAAUCCAUCAUUUAAAUAAAAUAUAUAGUCUUUAUUCCAUAAUUAAACAUACUGUACAUUAACAUUGACUAACACACUGAAGUAGUAAUGUUAAGGAUUUUGGAUUAUUCUAAAAUAUAUAUAUUAAAUGUAAAGUUAUGUUGUGCUGUUAGAAUGAUACAUGUUCAUGCAAAAGCCAAUGACAAAUAAAACAACUGACUUGUAUAAAA